AGUGGCGCUCCUUUAACAAAUGCACGUGAGGUGCGUAACGAGCGCGCUCUCUGGAUGCUUGGAGCGCGAGUUGAGGCGCAGAAUGAAAUAUGUCUCCAUAUUUUUGCAAACACACAUUCUUCAGCCGCAGCCCGUGGGCGCAGGCUGGUUAUAGUACAUGACGGCGCUCAUUCCACGCCCGCAGCCUUCGCAGCCGCCGCGCGUCCUUUGACCCCCGCUCUUCCAAAAUAGACGAACGACCUCGCGGAGCCUUGAGUCCUCGUUGCAGUUGUUGACGGCGCAGUUUUGGCCGUCAGUCAAAGGCGUUCGCACGCGGGCCAGCUGCGACGGGGAAGUGCGCGCGCGAGGCGUGAACCAGUCUCAGCGUUCGUGCAGGAGACGCGUUGCGGCAGUCACGCCGUCGGCGCGCACUGACAGGAAGGUUGUCAUCACUCCCGGAGUGUGGACACGGCGAGCUUCUCCUGACAAAACACAAGACGAGCUCUCCAGAACGGUUGUUCUCUCAUGGGUCUUUUGUGCCCUAAAGGUUCCAGGUGAGAUCAUCUGCCUCCUCGCGCCGUCUCGGUCCGACCGGUGCCGGCGAUGGCGUCGGCGGGCAGCCUGCAGCUCGCUCUGCUCCUCGCCCUGAGCUGGACGGCUGCAGCCCUGACUGUUCCUCUGGAAGUGGAGCAGCCUCCGACCAUAAUCCGCCACACGUCGGGCCCCAUCGUUGCUCUUCCCUUUGACAGUAACGUCACUGUGAGGUGUGAAGCCCGGGGCAACCCACCGCCACAAUACAGAUGGACAAAAGACGGGGAGGAAUUUCUACCCCCUCACGUCAACACAACACAGAACACAUCUGGCACUUUUGUGCUGCAAAGCAAACACCUCGCCCAGUUCCAGGGUAAAUAUAGAUGCUACGCUUCUAACAAGCGGGGGACUGCCAUGACGGAGGAGAUCACGCUGAUCGCUCGCAGCGUCCCAAAGUUCCCGAAGGAGGCGAUGGAGCUGAUUGAGGUGAACGAGGGAAAUCCCUUCGUCCUGAAGUGUAACCCUCCGGAGGGCGUGGCCCCGCGUCAGAUCUACUGGAUGUCCUAUCGCCUGCAGCACAUCGAGCAGAACGAGCGGGUCACCACCGGCCUCGACGGCAACCUGUACGUCUCCAACGCCGUGCGCAGCGACAGCCGCGACGAUUACCACUGCCACGCCGCCUUCUCCAGGAUACGCACCAUCGUCCAGAAGAGCGCCAUGGCCGUCGUCGUCGCCGCCCAGAGCGCUGGAGCCCCCGCAGUGAGAAAACCUGGCCUGCUGCUGCCCUCUGCUGGUCGGACUGAGAUGGUUCAGACAGAGAUGGUGUUCCUGAAGGGAGAGGACCUGCGCCUCGAGUGCAUACCAGAGGGCUUUCCCACUCCAAGCGUAAAAUGGAUGAAGAUGGGAGAGAAGCUGCCUCCUCGGACCAAAUUCAGCAAGUUUGAUAAGCUGUUGACCAUCAAGGCGGUGGAGGAGAGCGAUCAGGGGCAGUACAUGUGCACGGCCAGCAACUCCGCCGGGGAGACGGUCCACUACUUUGACGUGACAGUGGAAGAGCCGCCCAAGUGGCAGACGGGGCCUCCCCAGAGCCAGCUGGCCGUGACCGGGUCCGACGUGCACAUCAGCUGCUCGGUCAGUGGAAAGCCGGCGCCGGACAUAACGUGGAGGAGGAACGGGGAGCUUCUCAGAGACGACGCGGGGGGCAACAGGCGCGUGCACGAUGACACGGUGGUGAUCCAUAACGCCAGACCUCAGGACAGCGGCGUGUACCAGUGUGAGGCCUCCAACAGUCACGGCAGCAUCCUGGCCAACGUCAACAUCAUGGUCACGAAGAUGGCUCCUCUGAUACUAACAACGGAUAACCUCGAGUACGCAGUGAUAGCGGGAGGGGGCAUCCUCCUCAACUGCAGGGUUUUCAGCUCCCCUCCGUCAAGCAUCGACUGGGUCAAAGGUGAGACUGGAGAAGCCAUCGAGCGCGAGGGAUUGAGCGUUCUCCAGAACGGAUCAUUGCAAAUCACCAACGCAGGGAAAGACGACGAAGGCAAAUACACGUGCGUUGCCUUAAACACGGAGGGAAACUCGACAGUCACUGCUUCGCUGGAUGUGAAAGACCCUACAGAAAUAUACCACCCCCCCCAGGACGUGCAGAUCGUGAGCGGGACCACCGCCCAGCUGAGGUGCCAGGCGGCGUACGAUGAAAGCCUGCAGAGCACCUUUGAGGUAGUGUGGAGGAAGGAUGGGGAGGACGUGUUCUCCGGGGACGGUUCCAGACACUCUGUGAGCAAUGGGAUGCUGCGGAUCAAUAACGUGAACCUGAGCGACGAAGGGCUGUACACAUGCGUGGCUAGAACACACCUUGACGAGGACAACGCCACGGCACUGCUCACAGUUCUGGACGUUCCCGAUGCGCCCACGAAUUUAGACGUUGUGGAAGUCGACGGCCCGAGACGCGUGCGUCUGUCCUGGGUCCCUGGGAGCGAUCACAACAGCUCCGUCACAGAUUUCAUAGUGGAGUAUGAGGAGAGCCAAUGGGAGCCUGGCAGGUGGAGGGAGCUGCACAGAGUGCCUGGUAACCAGGCAACAGCCGAUCUGGCGCUGAAUGGACAUCUUAACUAUCAGUUCAGAGUGUACGCCGUUAAUGCUGUCGGACCCGGACCCCCCAGCGAACCCACCGAGCAAUACAGGACACCCCCUGCCGCUCCUGAUCGGAACCCAGAGAACAUCAAAAUUCAGGGUCAUCUUCCUCAUCGAAUGUACAUUAGCUGGGAGCCACUUCUGGCUGUGGAGCACAACGGCCCGGGCCUCGAGUACAACGUGAGCUACCGCAAACUGGGCGUAGAGGACGCGUGGAAGUCGCAGCUGGUCAGAGGCUUGUACUUCGUCGUGGACAACACGUCCACCUUCAUCCCCUAUGAGGUCAAAGUUCAGAGCAGGAACAGCCACGGGUGGGGCCCGGAGCCUAAGGUGGUGACAGGCUACUCUGGAGAGGACGUUCCGAGCACGGCGCCGCGGGACGUAGCCGUGGAGCUGAUCAACAGCACUGUUGUGAGGGUUAGCUGGACCCCGGUUCCACCCGCCACAGUGAGGGGUCACCUGGGGGGCUACAAUGUUCAGUGGAUCAGGAGGCGCAGCCUGCUGGAUCCCCGGCAGCCGUUGGCCGAGCGCCACUCGCUGCCCUUCCCCGGGAGGCGGAGUCACGCCGUCGUGCCCGGGCUGCAGCCGUUCUCCCAGUACACGCUGGCGGUCAACGUUUACAACAAGAAGGGGAACGGACCCAGCAGCGACCCGGUCACCUUCGACAUGCCGGAAGGAGCUCCUGGACCGGUGCCCAUUCUGACCGCCUCCAACGCCCAGACGGACUCCGUCCUGCUGGUGUGGGGGCCGCCGCUGGUGGCCAACGGCAUCCUCACCGGCUACCGGCUGCAGUACCACCUCAUUAAUGAGAGCACGCGGGAGACGGUCGAUUCCCAGGUGAGGAACAUCUCUGGGAACGACACCACCCAGUGGCAGCUCGGGGGCUUGAAGGGGGGCAGCCUGUACCGGUUCCACCUCAGCGCCUGCACGCGGGCCGGCUGCGGACCCGCGCGGGCCCAGGAGAGCAGCACCGCCGCCCCAGAAGCCGCUGAUCUGUCCUUGGCUCCGGCACCGGCUCCGGCACCGGCUCCGGCUCCGUCUGAGGCCCCCGUUCACACGCUUCCGGCCCUGUUGAACAUAAGCUCUCAUGUGAGUGACACCUUUGCCAAAAUCAGCUGGACGGGCGGCGGCGGGCGGCGGCAGCCACCACUUUACGUGGCUUUUAGGAAUGACCGUGACGGUAUCUGGCAGAUUUCACAGGCUGUAAACGCGUCUCGAAAUUUCCACGUACUGGACGGGCUGGCGCCGGGGACGGCGUACACCGUGCGCCUCCUCUCCCAGAGGCUGCUGGAGAACGCUAGCCUUUUCGAGGGCGUUAUCCAGACUCAAGACGAAGGUGUUGUAGGACGGAGGGGCGGGGGCUUUUCCACUCAGGGGUGGUUCAUUGGGACCAUGUGCGCCGUGGCGUUGCUCACCCUCAUCGCCGUCAUCGCCUGUUUCGUGAAGACCAAGCAAGGCGGCAAGUAUGCAGUCAAGGAGAAGGAGGACCUCCACACCGACGCGGAAACGCAGCGCGCGGAUGAUGACACCUUUUGUAAAUACAGCAGCAGCGACAGCGAGGAGAGGCCGCUGAAGGGCGGCAGCCUGGGUUCCCUGAGCGAGGACGACAUCAUCGGAGACGGCGUCAGCAGGGACAGCAUGGCCGACUACGCCGAGGGCGGGGGCGAGUACGACGAGGACGGCUCGUUCAUCGGCCAGUACUGCGGACGCAUGCGCAGGGGUUCCGCCAGCGAGCCCAGCGGACCCGCGCAGCAGGACACAGCGUGAGGCCGUCGCCUGAGUCUCAUAUGGAGCAAAUUUAGUUUUUACAGUGCACAGACUGGAGCCCAGCGUUUGUACAUACUUUAGGAGAUGAGCUUUUUUAAUGACAAUAAAGUGUUUUGUAUGAGUCAGUCUUUAUGUUGAUACGUUGAUAAAUUGAUUUUCUACAAAGGUAAAAAAACAUCACAUCAAUAAUUAAAUAAAGUGCAAGAAACACAAUUUAUUGAAUACUUACUGAAAAAUCACUUGAUACCAAGUCAUAAAAUUAUUUUACUACUAUUUUUAUUACAUUGCUUCUGUAUACUGAUGUAUAAAUAUUUGACGAUUGUUUAUUAUUAAAAUGAUCCUCCUUUA
Molecule: messenger RNA, 4758 nt
Organism: Betta splendens (Siamese fighting fish)
Lineage: Eukaryota; Metazoa; Chordata; Actinopteri; Anabantiformes; Osphronemidae
Product: neural cell adhesion molecule L1-like protein
Exons: 28
Coding region: 583-4410 (1275 amino acids)
Biological process (GO): cell-cell adhesion
Molecular function (GO): protein binding
Source: RefSeq, a predicted model, not a curated record